Molecule: messenger RNA, 703 nt
Organism: Rhopalosiphum padi (bird cherry-oat aphid)
Lineage: Eukaryota; Metazoa; Arthropoda; Insecta; Hemiptera; Aphididae
Exons: 4
Coding region: 56-646 (196 amino acids)
Source: RefSeq, a predicted model, not a curated record
AUGAUUGAGUUUUAUAUGUCGUAUAUUAUACUCAACGCCAACAGGAAAAGAAAAAAUGAGAAUCAUGAACAUUUUUAUGUUGACUAUGUUUAUACAACUGAUAUUCACAAUUAAUUCAGAAUAUGUCAAGUCUGACGGUUUAAAAAUAUUUUCAACUUCUCCAAUUGGUCCAUACAAGUUGAUCUUCAAACAAACUUAUAGUGUCAAUCUUGCGAAGAAUAAUACUAUUCAGUGUAACUAUUAUUUGAGCCACAGGGACAACAAAACAUUUAUUUUUGGAAAUACAACCUUGAAUAUUCCAUUUGACGACACUUUAUUUUUGGAACUUAAAAUGGCUCUCAAAGAUUCAUCCGGAAGAUGGAAAGAAAAUUUGUAUAUGCAGAAAUGGCCAAAUGCAUGCUCCAGUCUCAAAAAAAUAAUAGGAAACACGUGGACUGCAUUUGUGUAUGGAUUAGGCAUUAAUCAUACCAACUGCCCUCUACCCACGGGUUUUCAUACAGGUCGGGGGUUGGACACUUCAUUGUUCAAGUAUUCAAAUCUACCAAAAACAUUUUUAUAUGGCACAUACAAAGUUUACUUUUAUUUUUUGCAAAAAAAUGAAAUAGUCGGCGGUCAAGUUUACAUUUUAGAAUUUAAGCGUCCUUGAAAUCUGUUGUAUAUAAUAACCAUGUUUAUUAUUAAAUUUAUGCGAUAAUAUUUUUAA